CUUCAAAAUGAGAGUACCAACGAUGCUGUCUGACAUCGAGGAGCUGCCCUCGGUGCAGCUUGGCGACUACGUGUUGCGGUUUGAGCUGGAGGACCUGACGCCCUUCGGCAAGGAGGUGGCUAAGAACGAGCUGCGUGAAACGCCCGAAAACCGUGUCAGUGCCGUCGAGGAGCUGCGCAACCUCCUUAAAGAAGUGGAAGGCUUGGUAGUGCCGCUGGAUAAUGACGACUGGAUGAUCCGAUUCCUUCGUCCAUGCAAAUUCUACGCAAAGAGUGCCUGCGAGCUGAUUCAACGGUACUACCAGUUCAAGAUCAAACACUGGGACAUGUACAACGAGCUGAUGCCGUCGAAGGAAGCGAACAUCUUCAAGCAGAACAUCUUGGCGGUGUUCCCGAACCGAGACCAGCUCGGACGGCGCGUGCUGUUGCUGGAACUCGGCAAAACCUGGAAGCACAAGGAGGUCACACUGGACGAAGUGUUCAAAGGAUGCGUGCUGUUCCUAGAAGCCGCCAUGCUGGAACCCGAGACACAGGUUCACGGUGCGGUUGUGAUCUUUGACAUGGACGGCUUAACGCUCCAGCAGGCCUGGCAGUUUACGCCACCAUUCGCCAAGCGUAUCGUCGAUUGGCUCCAGGAUGCCGUGCCGCUGCGGAUCAAGGGUAUCCACAUCAUUAAUCAGCCAAAGAUCUUUAACAUGGUGUUCGCGCUGUUCAAGCCGAUCCUGCGCGAGAAGCUGCGCAAUCGCAUCAUCUUCCACGGUACCGAUCGCGAUUCGCUGUACAACCACAUCUCGAAGGAGUGCCUUCCGGCCACUUACGGUGGCACGGUUGAUGCCCCACGAGUGCAAGGUGAGCAGUGGUACGAACUGCUGCUCAAGUGCGACAACGAGUACAAGGAGAUCAAUAACUUUGGCUACACGAAACAGAUCGAGGAGCUGCGCAUUAAGAAGAGCAAGAAAAAAUGAUGGCAGGACAGAUGAGGAGAUCGCUACCCUGGCAUGCCAAAGCGAGGACUCCGAUGGGUACAGUAGCAUUCUCAGCUCAUCGGAUCAACCCAUGCGGAGGGCGCCGUCAUGCGCCAUGUGAUGCUUAUAUAUUCCAAUUAACAAACACCGAUUUACCACCAACCACACUCUCUACUCUAGGGAUUGCUAAAACUCCACAAAUCUUAGAAACCGUGAGGUGUUUCUUCUACGCACGGUUGCGUGGGGCCACGUCUGCUGCAAUCGUUUCAAAUGGUUUCGGGAUUCACUGUCGCCGGAAGUACGUGGACCAGGCACAAAUACACACUGAUGCACACGUUGGCUCAUCGGAGUCGUUAUUAGUUAAAACGUUGGGUACAAAACCAGAAUAGCGUGUUUCCUAGUUCACUCGAUAGCUAGCUCACUAGAAAUUUACUGAAAAUGGUGUGAUAAGAAUUUUUUUAACAGGCAAGAGCUUAUUUCGUUUGCUGUUCAUGCAGUCGAUAGCGUCUUCAUUCGCUCUGCUGAAUGAUGGAUAGACUGUUUAAAGCUAGUGAACUUAGGCUAAAUUACCAUUUUAAAAAUGUAAUUAAGAAUUGCGGUUAGAGAUAUAAAAGAAAUAUAUAAC
Messenger RNA from Anopheles nili, 1589 nucleotides. Its product is annotated as alpha-tocopherol transfer protein-like. Gene Ontology annotation, cellular component: membrane. The record is from RefSeq and is a predicted model, not a curated record. The transcript is spliced from 4 exons. NCBI's taxonomy places the organism in Eukaryota, Metazoa, Arthropoda, Insecta, Diptera, Culicidae. Gene Ontology annotation, molecular function: phosphatidylinositol bisphosphate binding. Bases 8 to 964 code for a protein of 318 amino acids.